Scylla paramamosain (green mud crab) is the source of this 6397-nucleotide messenger RNA. RefSeq lists its product as uncharacterized. The record is from RefSeq and is a predicted model, not a curated record. NCBI's taxonomy places the organism in Eukaryota, Metazoa, Arthropoda, Malacostraca, Decapoda, Portunidae. Bases 412 to 2859 code for a protein of 815 amino acids. The transcript has 3 exons.
CCUGAGGCAGACGACCUGUGGGGAGGGGAGGCAGGCUGGUGGUCGAGAAAUGAGGGACUAGACUCGAGUGCUGCGGGGAGUCUGCCCUCCGAGAAAAGGCAAAGGACGGAAUCAAGUUACCUCGUAGAGGAAGAUACGCUGAUACCUGGCGUUGUAAGGACUAGCCCUCCUCACCUGAACCUAUGUCCACGUCUAUCUGUUCGUUAUCAGGUGGAAGAAUUAUGUGCUUUUACCUGUAAAUAUUGUCCCCCGUGGCCAGAAACCCCCAUGAGCCAUCCCCGUAGCGGCGAGAGAAGUGUUGAACAGUGUUCCCGCGGCGUGUGGCAACACUACCUGCAGGCCAGAGGUGCCUGCUUGUGGCUGCUGCUCCUCCCUCUGUGAAGUUAACCAGUAUGAUGGAAAAAGGGAAAGAUGGUGGACGACUUGUCUACUGAGGCCCUGAUACAGAGGUUCCAGGAGGAGUGCCGCAGCUGCACCUAUCCAACAGAUGCUGCGGGCAUCAAGAAGCGCUACAAAGAUACUGCUCUCAUCCUCUUCAAGGAGGACUUGGACGAUGGCAUCCUCAGGAACUAUCUCACAUUUGGGACUCGUCGUUCAUCAUCUGUCAGCCAGUAUGGCAACACCCCCGUUGUCAUCCGCAGGUCCCGCAGCUCCAAUGGGGAGUUGACAACAGUAGUGGAGCAGGUGUCUGCCCUCCAGGGCCGCUCCACCAGAAGCAAUUACACUCUGUUAGAAGCUGGAGAGAAAGACACAGAUUCAGAUUUUGAAAAUGACUUUCAGGAAAGCAGAUUCAACAGUGAUGAGAGCUUUGCUAUUAAGGAAAAUGAUGAGGACUCUAAACAUAAAGCAGACUCAACUGAAAGUAUACAGAAGCAUCAAGCAGUCCAUGAAACCAGCAAAGUCAACACCCAGACUACUGUAUGUCUGCAGGAGAGCACCUCAACCAUUAAUGACCAGCAAAACCAAGACCAUGAUGGUAAGAAGAGCUUUAGCCAUAAUGAUCCUUCAGCACAUCCCUGCAGGGAGAGUGUUGAAGGGGAUGCAGUUCAGCUGCCUGAAGAAUACAGGAAGCAUGACAAGAAAAGGAUAUCCAGAAACAGUGAAGAAAUAGAGACCAAAGUGUCGGAGUUGUCAGCUAUUGAUGAAAACAGGCAGCUAACUGCAGAGGCCCAUAAAGACCACAUAUCAUCCCCAAACUCAGGACGCAACCUCAAUCAGCAAGUACCAGAUGACUCUUCCUUACAAGCCACAUCAGAGGAGAAAGAUGCAAGCCAAACAUUCCUACAGAAUACUUAUGAACCAACAUCUAUCACUAGCAAUGAUAAAGUCCAGAACAGAAGGUCCACUCCUGAAAUAGACCAUGCAGCAAUAUUAAGGGAAUUUGUGCAGCAACCUUCUCGACGAAGCAAAUCUCUGCCUCAGAGCAAGAAUGAAGCUAACCUCAGCACUCCUGAGACAUCCAUAAAGGAGGAACUAAGGGAAAACCUAAAACUUGUGGAAUUAAAAAUUGUUGAGUCUUCUGACAACAUCUUUGAACAAUCAGAUAGAGAGACUGAUGCUCAAGACACAGAGAAGACUCUUACCACAUCCGACAUCCCUCACCUCAGUGAUGAAAGUGAUGUUGUCUUCAUUGAUGCAGGAUCACCCUCACUCUCUAGGGCUAAGUUUUCCUGUGACUCUUGCUCAGGAUCCACUGAGGAGGUGCUACAGAGCCAUGGAAAAGAAAAAAGUUGUUUAGACAAAACUACAGAUAAACCAGCUGCCCCUCCCCAAACCCCAGAGCCCAGUACAUUUAUUUUAGACAAGGGUAUAAACACACCAGAUAAAUCCACUGGCACUUCCCAGGCCCCAGAACCUGAUACAGUAUCUAAGAAUUCAGAAACCAAGAAGGGAGAGAUAACAACACGAAGAAGACACGACAGUCACAACAGCUUCAGAGACCUUCCCAUCAGGAGCCCCACACCCCCAAGGAGGAAGCCCCAGAAGUCUCCCCGAACACCUAAACUAAGGGAGAAGACUAGGAACCGGAACUCCUCACUGGCCCUCACAUCUGAUGAGGAGGCUCAGGAGCUCCUUGCUAAUGGCACACGGUCAGCUUCACCAACUUCCAAGACUGGGGACCUUAGAUUUUUCUCAUUCUCCCUGAAAAAAGAAAAGAGCAAGAGUGCAACAAAUCUUGGAUCCAAAAGAAAUCGGGAAAGAGUAAGACUGACCUCAAUGAAGCUUUCCUUAGAGGACCCUGGAGUAGUAAAUCCAAAACUAGGAUCUAGCAAGAUAGAGGAUAGCCAUUUUGAUAACUCAGGGAAAAGAGUUGGUGUCCGCAGCAUGAUGAUAGAUGGGACCAUCAAACGAAACUUCAUUGUAAUCCAUCCCUCUGAUGACUCUGAUACCAUUGGCCUGGCUCCCAUGACACCUCAGGCAGCUGAGAAAGAGGCCACGCCUGCCACCACCCCAGAGGCACUCUCCACGGUCAAGACUCGCAUCACAACCCCCAACACAGAGAAGCUCGAGGUGAUGAAACGAAUAUCUUCCCAGACAAAGUUGAAGGAAGAGCUUUCAGAUAUUCCUGAAAAUCUGAAAGAUGAAUCAAGGGGAAGUUUUCGAGGAUCCCUUAGUGUUUCUCAAAUUUCUAGAAGUUUAAGAAUAAAACAAAACAAAAAGAACUUGGAACAUCUUCCAUUGAAAACUUCACAUAGUUUGUCCAGUGAGCCAGUGUGCCCUAGUCCCUCCAGUUCCCAGAUACUGUACAAGUCUCCCUCAUUGCUGUCAAGGGUGGACUGUGACUCACCUGUUUCAGCACAAAAGGUUCACCAUGCUGGAGACUCCAGGACCGUGUCAAAAUUCUGUGUCGUUAUGUGAUUGUCAGAAUGGUUUAUUUUAGAGUUGCUGGUGUCAUGUACUCAUCAGUAGUAGUUAGACAGGAAGCGUCUUUGACUGGCAGUUACACUACCAUGGAAGGGAAGAAGCAUGAAUAGGUGCCACAUUUCACUGUAUUCAUUUUUUAUUUUCUUAUUUUCUUUGUUAUUUUUUAUACAGAACCAAGCUUAUGCUGCUGUUUCCAGAUGUGAUUUGGCUGUGAGUACAUGUGUAUUCUAUUAAUACAUUGAAGAAUAAGAAGCCCAGUGGCAUGGAAAUGAAGGUGGACAUAUAUGGAGCACAUCACCUUUGGGCCAUGCUCAUUGAAACAAGAAAAUUGUCUCAUUAAAACUGUACUGUUGAUUGAUUGAUUUUAUUGUAGAUUUAAUGUAUGAGUAUGCCAAGGUUGAAGGUUUACAGUGAUUCUUUAUGCAGAGCUGAAAGACAUAAGAGCUCUAUAUAAUGACAUGAGCACAGUAUUUUUUCUUAUGGUAGUCUUACAGUAGGCACCUUGGAGACUGAAGUGAGGUGGAAGAAAGUGGUGUCAGAGCCAGACAUGCAGUGCACAACACACUGCAUCCUUUACUCGGUUGUGAAUGUGAGACAAGAUGUUGAACUUAUGUUCAAGUGGCUUUCUAAAUGCUUUUUAUACAGAAAAGCAAAAUAUAAAAGUUUAGAGCUCUGUAUAUUUGUGCUGAACUAACAAGUAUCACAGCAGCACAAUUUGUGUAUGUCACCUUCCUCUUCCUUGAGGCUUUUACAAGUGCCUCUGUCUACACCAGUAAUCCUCACACAUCUCAGUCUACUGUUCUUCCACAUGAGCUGUUUUUGUUCUUAGAUUAAGUUUGGUCUUUAUGUUAAGGUUAACUGAUUUUAUACCAUGUCAUAACAUAUCCUUUCUCUAGUCUCCUGUAGCUUAACUCAAUAUACCAUAAUUGGUGUUCAUUUAGAAUGACUUGUAGACAACUUUACCUGUACUCGUGCUGUUUUCAGUGACCAACUUCAGUGUACCUCUCUCUCUCCCUCUCUCCAGUGGUCCAAGUUCUUUGUAGUAUUAACACUAAGUCUCUGUGGCCACAAAUAGGACGGUGCAGAAGUAUACAUGUUGAACUGAAUGACAAAUAUGUAGUUAAACCUAUAAAGCAAAAGUAUUUCUUUCAUGUAACUUUUGAAGCUUUCUCUGGAGUAUUUGUUACAUUUUACAAACUUAUUUCAUAAGUUUUGAAUAUUGUCUCAAUAUACAUUUUCAAAACAAUAAGUGAGAAUAAGGGCAGCCUCCAUUUUGUGAUAAAUUCUGUAGUGAAUCCUGUGUGCAGCACACUGGAAAUAUGGAAAUAUUUUUGUACAUGUGUUGCUUCUGUAUUAUAAAUGAAGCAAGUCAACCCAUCCCAGUCACAUUGUAGUGCCACUUCCAUGUGCUACUUCCCUGUGGUGCUCAUCCUGCUGUGCUCCCUGACAGAACAUGUCACACAGUAACUUUGUACACAAACCACUCAAGCCCCAACACACUCGGCACAGGAAGCCUGUGUUAGUGUUGGUGCCUGGGUAUUGGUCUUUGCCUUGCCCAAAGCACAGCACACUUUGGGGUCUGUUCACUGUCAUGUUCAGCUUGGUGUUCUAAAAGAGUAUGAGAGUGUGGAUAUUUUUGUAUGAUGUAUGACAUAUGGUUUUUAGUUUUAUAUGCAUAUCUACAAUAACAUAGAUACAUACGGAGUUCUAAUGAAUAAUUUAGGUACUGGUGUGUGUGUGUGUGUGUGUGUGUGUGUGUGUGUGUGUGUGUGUGUGUGUGUGUGUGUGUGUGUGUGUGUGUGUGUGUGUUGCCACACAUACAUGUGUGUGGGCAUGUGGACUGUCUGACAAAAAAGGUGACCAAGCACCGAAUGUUUUGAAUUCCUCCAGUGUGAGACAGAGCUCAGUGUGCAUCACUUCCUGGAUAUAUUGUGCCACACUUAUCAAACUUUUAUAUACAUUGUGCAUACAGUUUAUCAUAUUUUAUAUAAUAGUACCAUAUAUACAGUAAUUCUUAAGCAAGAAUGUGUGCAGUAUGCAUGUCCCAUAUCCAUGUUAAAUCAGUGGCUAGCAAGGUACUCCUGACAACAGUGGUGGUGAUUUUGAUAUUUACUUUGAUUUGUCACAAGCAGACAUGUAGGCUUCCACACAUAUCUCUUCUCAUAUUAUCCAGACUGCCCUUAUUUGACUGAUGUCUAUCUGCUGUCUGUUUUGUUCUUCAAUGUAGAUGUGCUAUAGCUAUUCUUUUCAUUUUACACAAAUGUAAUGUUGAUUAUAGUAUUAAGUGUAGAUACAAAUCAUCCCUCCAUGCUGUAGCCCUGCACUGCUUGGACUGACUUGCAGUCUCGUAUAUCAGAUUUUAGGACAAUGUAAAAUGCUGCUGUAAUAUAUUGAAAACUUGUAGUUUUGGGGUUAACCACCCAGUAAACCAUAGAACUUUUGAUGAUUUGAUUAGAAGGAAAAAAGUUUCCAUGAUUAGAUCAUGUGCAGAAAGCAAUGAAGUGACUGUGCAAAAUGUUUUAGUAGUUGUAGUUAAAAGAAGUGCCAACAGAGAGAUCAAAAUAAGGUAACAUGUUUUGAAUUGCAGGUGAGGAAUCCAUAAACUGAAAAAUGCUUAAAAAUUGUUAUCCACAGGUUUGCUUUUAGGUGAGCUGCCACAAUAUGUGUCUAAGAUUAAUCCUUGUGAAUAGGAAACCUUUUAGAAAUGACAGAACAAUAACAAUGAUGCAUCCAAGGACUUUGUGUUGAUUCUAAUGGGAAGGGCUGGUGUGCAUGCCCAUGUGACAUGUUUAUCAGACACCCUGUGGCAUCCUGAUAUCCAUUAAUCGUGAUAAUCUUCAUCAGAAUUUAAAUAAGUAAUCCACAUAAAUACAUCAUAUCAUUGUAACUCAAAAUAUUGAUAUAUAAAAGUGAUGAUAGAUAUACAUUUCUUAUUUUGUGUACAGCUACAAACUGGAUUUUUUAAAAACUCCACUAGUCAGCAGGAACCAUCCCUAACAUUAUAAUUAUAUUUUGAGUACAAUUUGCAAACUUUACAAUAAAUGGUCAGUAAAGCAAGGGUUGAUAGUAUUUUGGCAAAGUUUUAGAUGAGCUAUGUUAAUUGUUUAGUGACGAAAGUUUACAGUACUGGUUCAUACAAUAUAUUCACUGAAAAGUCCUUUAUGUACGUACUAAGCAUAGAUUUCUUCCAAAUAAGCAAAACCUUUUAUAUCUGUAUAGUAAAAUUCUUAAUGUCUCCACUUCACUCUUAUAAUAAUCAUCAACUUACUCUUCUGGUUGUUUGUUAGAUAUUGGAAAAAAAAAAAAAAAAGUUUACUACACAAUAUGGUAUCUAAUUGAUUUGCCUGUGAUCCUCAGGUGAUAUGUUAUGUCGAGGUCACAGCGAGCACUGAACUGUUGGGUGCAGGUUGCCAGCCCUGGUGCUGCCCAAUUUUGAUAUAUUAUUUUCAUUGUUUUAUUAUUUUCAUUGUUUUUACCUAUUGCUAAGUUCAAACACCCUGUGAAGGUAUUCAAAAUAAAUUCCAGUGUUAUA